This is a messenger RNA of Cryptococcus deneoformans JEC21, 1154 nucleotides long. Its product is annotated as hydrolase, putative. The coding region runs from base 74 to 496 and encodes 140 amino acids. NCBI's taxonomy places the organism in Eukaryota, Fungi, Basidiomycota, Tremellomycetes, Tremellales, Cryptococcaceae. The transcript has 8 exons. The record is from RefSeq and is a predicted model, not a curated record. Gene Ontology annotation, biological process: nucleotide metabolic process. Gene Ontology annotation, molecular function: catalytic activity.
CUCGCAACAUAACUGUUCUGGAUUUCUAUAUUCGAUCUUUACAUCGUUCAGAAUACUCGUUACAACCUCCAAAAUGGCUUCCCUCGCUUCCUGUAUCUUCUGCAAGAUCAUUAAGGGUGAAAUCCCUUCGAUGAAGCUUCUGGAAACUGAGUCCGUUUUUGCGUUUAUGGACGUUGGACCUAUCGCCAGGGGUCACUGUCUCGUUAUUCCCAAGCAGCAUGCGGCCACUUUUACCGAGCUUCCUGAUGAAGCUAUGGUUGAUAUCUUGCCUACCUGCAAGAAGCUCGCUGCUGCUACCGGAGCUGAGAACUACAACAUCCUUCAGAACAAUGGCCGACCUGCUCAUCAAGUUGUCGACCACGUCCAUUUCCACGUUAUUCCCAAGCCUGCCGAGGCUGGCGACAAGGAAGGUUUGGUCAUUGGCUGGCCCACUCAAAAGGACCUUUCAAAAGACGAGAUUUCCAAGAUAUUUGAGCAGAUGAAGAGCAGGCUCUAAAUGGUUCUCAGUCUCCAUCUCGAAGUGGAAAGAGCGCGGAUUUGAGUGAGGAAGACACUCGGCUAUGUUUUUGCCUUUCGACAAUGUACAUUCUUUUGGUAAAGGGGGUUUAAGUUGAUGAUAACGAUGACGACAAAGUAUGCAGCGUAGUAUCUGUCGCAAGGUCUCCCAAUUAUGCUGCCCUUCAGCAAGGGCCAUGACGGUUACUUUCCAGUAACAGGCAAAGUACUUGAACUGCAAAGCGGAAAAGUUAAGAGGAUAACUAUUAGUAACUCCUAUCCACAUCCCCCAGGCAGGCAGGGGAGUCCCGCUGGUAUGGCCUUGAAAGCACAUCAUCGUCCUGCAACUAUUCCUUUCCACGUCAACGCCGGUUGUCUUGAGAUUUUUGAUUAUGACAGGGGUUCCGGAAUUUUCUUAAAAAGAUACUUGGGAGCAGAUGUCUCUCUAUGGAAUGAUGAUAUAAUAUGAGUUAAGGUUGUACAGUGAGGGUUAAACUGUCUGGAAGAGGGAGGGAAAGAGGUGUUUAGAGUUGGAGGCCGCAGAGACCAGUGAAAUGGAUGCCCUGCGAACACCCCCGUAGGUUCUCUAUCCUUUUCCUUUUUGAUUUUUGCACAGACAGAACCAGUUGUUACAGAACUUUCAAAUGCAUACGUACCAC